Molecule: messenger RNA, 1431 nt
Organism: Liolophura sinensis
Lineage: Eukaryota; Metazoa; Mollusca; Polyplacophora; Chitonida; Chitonidae
Product: DNA-directed RNA polymerase II subunit RPB9-like
Exons: 5
Coding region: 51-437 (128 amino acids)
Biological process (GO): DNA-templated transcription; transcription-coupled nucleotide-excision repair; maintenance of transcriptional fidelity during transcription elongation by RNA polymerase II
Cellular component (GO): RNA polymerase II, core complex
Molecular function (GO): zinc ion binding; DNA-directed RNA polymerase activity; nucleic acid binding
Source: RefSeq, a predicted model, not a curated record
GUUCAACUUCCGGUGGUGAAAGCCUACGAACACAUUUAUCUGAAAAAGAAAUGGACAUCUAUGAGCCUCAUGCGAGUGAAGGCCCUGGCUUUGUGGGAAUCAAAUUUUGUAAAGAAUGUAACAACAUGUUGUACCCCAAGGAAGACAAAGAAACAAAAGUAUUGCUGUAUGCUUGUCGGAACUGUGAUUACCAGCAGGUGUCUGAUAACCCUUGCAUCUAUGUCAACAAGAUUCAGCACGAAGUCGAUGAAAUCACUCAGAUUAUAGGUGAUGUCAUAGCUGAUCCCACUUUACCUAGAACAGAAGAUCAUCCAUGUCCAAAAUGUUCUCACCGGGAAGCUGUGUUCUUUCAGUCCCACAGCACAAAGGCUGAGGAGGGAAUGAGACUGUAUUAUGUGUGCACCAACCAACAGUGUGUUCAUAGGUGGACAGAGUGAAAGGGAAACCCUCUUUACAUUGACUUGUCUAGUUUCUUCGUUUUCAUGGAAGUGAAAUCAGUAAAGGGACAUUCCUUCUGCCAUAUUGUGAAUUUCCACCAGGAAGACAUUGGGUGUACUGAGUAGAUACUGUACCUGAUUGGAAGUUAUAUGUCUGUUCCAUUUAUUGUGGAAAACAACAUGAGCUGAUCUGGGCCUAGAACUGAUGUAGAUAUCCUGAGUUGAAAGCUGUCAUACAUCAUAUAUACCUUAACCUUUGAUGUUCCAUUAUCAUUUAUUAGUUUCAUUAUAUUUAAAUUCUUAAGAAUUUCAUCUGACAGAGCCACACCAUGCUAGGAGAAGCAGUAGUCACAAGUUCAUCCAUGAGAUUUGUUGGAAAUAAGCUGUAUGGAAUUGUAUUUUCAUUGUCUUAAGAUAGUUGAUGUUACUAUAAUGUCUGUUUACAUAAUCGUGCACAUAGUUCUGAUAUGAUCUGAUAUACUUUAUCCGUAUUUCUAAACAAUCGUUCAUGAUGUACAUGUAAGAAAACUUUACCAUAAGAAACAUUGAAGUAAAAAAUGUGAUAUAAAAAUGUUGUAUUUGUUAUUGUGUUGUCACAAAUUUUGAUGUAAGUGAGGCAGUCAUAUGUAUUGUUGGAGGAGUCAGAACUUGUCCAGGUGGUUGAGAAAACCAGAGGAAAGCCCACAAAUCCCGGUUUCAGUUUAACCACAUUGGUCAAGGCUCUGGUCUGAUUGUAGAACCAAUCUGACCAUUGUGUGUUGAUAGUAUAGUCGUUGAGAUAAACUAGAUAUAAAGACCAUAGUCAAGGCAUCAUGCGUAAGACUGAUGAUAACCCAACCCUUACUCCUGCUGUAUUAAUAAAAUGCGUCUCUUGUAAUCUGAAAUGUCAGACCUUCCGGGGUCUAGGCGGCCCGUGGAGCUUUGCCCACAGUUCUCCACCACAAGUCCUGUGAUGUUCUACCACCCCUAAACAUUUGAUUAUCCUAUCCGUUUU